Messenger RNA from Pungitius pungitius (ninespine stickleback), 3401 nucleotides. It is a transcript of the gene drc7, whose product is annotated as coiled-coil domain containing 135. Gene Ontology annotation, cellular component: motile cilium. The record is from RefSeq and is a predicted model, not a curated record. Gene Ontology annotation, biological process: flagellated sperm motility. Lineage: Eukaryota; Metazoa; Chordata; Actinopteri; Perciformes; Gasterosteidae. The transcript has 18 exons. Bases 77 to 2599 code for a protein of 840 amino acids.
CACAACUUUCUUCUUAGAAAGCUAAACAUUAAAGAUCGUUUCAAAUAAAACCCAUUUUUUCCUGAAGAAUUGCAAGAUGGAGGCGGUGCAGGAGUCAGUGGGGCAGGAGGAGCUCAGCAGUGUGGAGACACCUACAAAGGAAGAGGAGGAGGAUGAAGGACCUCGCUGCGCUUCAGCUGCUCACGAGCUUCUUCUGACGUUGGACGACCCAGACAAGCUGUGUCCAGAGUCGUACCGGCAGAACUCCCCCAACGAGGUCCGACUGAUGGUCGUCGCCGACAACUUCCAGCGGCAGUUUUCUCACCUGUGUCCCGACCGCAAGCCGCUGCUGCUCUGCCCGACCAACGAGUGGGGCGUGAAGAAGUUUGUGUCCACGACUCUUCGGCCCACCGCAACAGACCACCCGGAGCUUUUCACCUGGCAGGGCUGCGCCUCCUUUGUGGCCGACUUCCUGUCUCUGGAGCCGCUGGAGCCACCGGAGAACCUGCCUCGGUCCCUGUUCUCCUCCACCCUGGUGCUGCAGAGCCAGAGGGCCACGUGCCUGGAGUCCUCCACGCUGCUCUGCAGCCUGCUGCUCGGCGCCAACUACGACGCUUACUGCGUCAGCGGCUACGCCUCCAAGGACGCGUGCCUGCUGGACCGCAGCCUGCUGCGCUGCCCCCUUCUGGGUGCCCUGCCAAAGGGCGGGACCUCGGAGCAGGAGCCCCUGGAGAACAAGUACCUGGUGAAAGCUGCGAAGGAGCUGAGGAGUCGCUUUGUGACGCAGCAGGAGGAGAAGAAGAAGAAGCGGGAGGCGGAGGCCGCGAUGAUGGAGGAGCAGCAGGAGGGCGAGCGGCGAGUGGCCGACCCCCUGUGGGGGCUGCGGGUGCACUGCUGGGUGCUGGUGCUGUCCGGCAGUCGGGACGUCCCGCAGAACUUCUUCAUCGACCCGCUGACGGGCGAAAGCCACGCCCCCGACGACCAGCGCUUCCUGGGCGUGGAGAGCGCCUGGAACCACCUCAACUACUACGUCAACAUGCAGGACUGCAGCAGCGGCUGUGCAGACAUGGCGUUCGACCUGGAGGACCUGAGCAGGUGGGAGCCCCUCCUCUACGGGGCGCUCAGCAGGAAGCAGCUGGCUCUUUGCAUCUCCAGGAGAAAGGAGCGAGAGAUGAUGAGCAGACUCCUCAAGGAGGAGAAGCAGGAGCAGGAGCAGGCGGAGGAAGGUGGUGUUUUAGAGAUGCCCCGAUCCUGGGUCAGUUACAUCAACAUCUCAAAAGAAGACCUGGAGACCCGUUGGCCGGGCCGACAGAAGACCACCCACUAUAGGAAGGCCAAGCUGGAGCACUUUGCUCCGUACCUGAAUCCAGACGGUCUGGUCCGGAGACUCACCACCUACAAGGACCUGGCCUGCACUGAGGAGGUCACGGUGAAGUCGUGGUACCAGCAGAGAGACGACCACCUGGAGGAGACUGAGGUCAACAAGGUCGACAACUCGACCACAGAGCGCUUCACGUGUGGAAGAAGUUUUUACCUUUCACUCCACAGGUUCUGGUCCCGCAGCGAGGAGCACGACAUGCGGUUCAGCAGCGACACUCGCAUAGACGGCCUGGCGAGGAGGACGUUGUCCCCGCUGGAGAUGACGGAGACCUUCGAGGGCCGGAAAGACUUCCUCUUCCACCGGCACACCGUCUUCCUACAAGACCUCCCCUUGUCCACACCAGAUUCAGACGAGGAAGUGGAGAAGGAUCAGCUGCAGGAAGUGCUGGAGCGUUUCCACCGGAAUCGAUCCAAACCGGCCCAUGCUGACGUAGCCCAGCGCUUGUUCCUAUUGGCUGAGGGGCGGAUCGAGGUGACCUAUCACCUGGAGGACCACAGGUGCGUCGCCUCCAGGCGGAGCUUCAUCAAACCGCUGGGGUCAACGGAGAGAAGGAAGGCGGAGGACUUCAGAGCGGACAUGGUGUCCAGCUUCCAGGUGGACGCGUCUAAGGAGCCUCUGAAAAACCUGACACUUAGUCAGAUGCUGGAUGACCUGAUGGAGGAGGAGGGGAAGGUGGCUCUCCAAAUCAACAUGUCCCGGAUGGAGGUGGCCGACAUCCUGGCCUGCAGAGAGACGGAGAAGCAGCGCGUCUGCCUCCCCUUCUCCCCUUGGACCACGGGCGGAGCGGCCAAGGCCCGCAGCAAGAGACAGGAAAUGGAGCGGCAGGCCGAGGAGGAGCGGAGGUGGCUGCAGGAGAGGAAGAAGGACAUUCUGGCACCGCUGCUGAUCCGACUUGGCGACCCUGAGGCUCUGAGCGCCGAAGACGCCAGGCGGCUUUACCUCGAGUGUUUGGCGGAGAGCAAAUGCAGGCUGGUGGAGAAGGCCGAGCUGAUCCAGCAGCGCAUUGAGCAGGAGACACAAGAGCUGCAGAGGAAACAGCAGUGGUACCAGAAGAACCCGUUCGGCAUGACGUCGCUGAAGAGGGAAGACUACAAGAAGUACUGCGCUGAGAAAACACUACGAAUAGGUGUAGCCAAGAGACGCCUCAGCAUGCACAUGAAAGCAGCUCCUCUGGAGCAUCAGAAUGUGGAUCAGAGGCUGAGAAACGACCCUCGACUGGCCCCCCACCUGCUCACAUGAGUCACACCGGCCUUCUUUAUGAACACUACCGAGUAUAUGACUUCUCUCUUUCCUACACAAUAUGAUCGAUACGUAUGUGAGCAGUUGUUACUGUUUUCAUGUGUUGUGUCUCUUCAUUCAAGUCUGUGUGAGAUGAAAAUGACUCAUCUCAAGCUGUACAGCUCUGAUAACACAACAUGCUCACCAAUAACCGACAAGAUUAACACGUGCAAAAAUGAGACAAAAAACACCACAAAUUCACACGAAGAGACACAGCACGACUACAUCAAACUCAUAACAUGAAGUGGGAAGUAAAAGGAUGGAAAGGAAUUACAAAGAGUCACAAAAUUACAACAUUAAGUGGCAAAACAAGCAGAAAGUGACACAAAAACGACUACAAAAACGACCCAAAAAAAUACUUGAAAUGAUCACAAAGAGACGUAAAAAUACUUUAUAAAGUGGCGUAACCAGCAAAGAGAGUGUGUGUGUUCUUCAUUUGCAGAAAAGAUAAGGAGGACUGCAUGUGCUCAUUGUCACAAAAUCUCUCCAUGGCCACGAUGUGGAAGGGACCGAAGGCUCGCUAGUUCUUCUAAUCCCUCUGAAAGAUACACCUGGCUUUACAUGGAAACAAAAUAUGGAACAAUAUCUUAAUAAUACUUUUGUUUUUUAUAGUGCUUUUCUUGGUACUCAGACACUAUAAGUCUAAGUAAGGUAUAAUGUACAGAUAAGAUAGAGAAACGUUUUUAAAAAAAAUAAUAAGAUUAAAAUUGGGAAAGAGAGAGAAACAAACUUACAAAGAUACUUGUUUCAAGACAGUGAGACA